UCGGUUAGAGAGAGCAGAUAAGAAUAGGCUAUUUGGACCCGGACACAACCCAGUCGUCGGCUCUUCUCUCUUUGCUCGCGAAUCUAUAACCCUUGUUGUUGAGCUCUCUCUCAUAACUCAUAACUAGCAGGCAAGCAGCACUCCUCGCAAAGCCCCAACUCAACCUACGCCCCUCUAUUUUACAAUCUCUCUUUUGGUUCCUAAAUUGCUGUUCUUCAAUUUGGCUCUGAGUUCCCACAAUGAGUGACGCCUCGGCGGCCGACGACUCGAAGCACAUCGAGGAGCUCUACCAGUACGUGGAGAGUCUGAACGAGGCCAAGGACAAGUCCCAGAAUGUGAAGGACUACCAGGGGAUCAUCGACACGGCCAAGUCGAGCAUCAAGGCUAAACAAUUGGCCGCGCAGUUCAUCCCCAGGUUCUUCAAGUUCUUCCCCACUCUCUCCGGGCCCGCAAUCGACACGCAUCUCGAUUUGAUCGAAGAAGAAGAGCUCGGGGUUCGGGUGCAAGCAAUUAGGGGACUUCCCCUUUUCUGCAAGGAUACGCCGGAACAUAUUGCCAAAAUUGUAGACAUUCUUGUCCAAAUCCUUGCAGCAGAGGAAUUUGUGGAGCGUGAUGCUGUGCAUAAAGCCCUGAUGUCUCUGUUGACACAAGAUGUGAAAGCUUCUUUGACAGCCUUAUUUAAGCACAUUGGGAGUGUUGAUGAACCGAGUACAGAUGAAAUUAUUCGUGAAAAAGUUUUAAGUUUUAUAAGAGAUAAGAUCUUUCCCAUCAAAGGCGAACUCUUGAAGCCUCAAGAAGAAAUGGAAAGACAUAUAACUGAUUUGAUAAAAAAGAGUUUAGAAGAUGUAACUGGAGCAGAAUUUAGAAUGUUUAUGGACUUCUUAAAGAGUUUAAACAUUUUUGGAGAUAAAGCUCCCCCAGAACGCAUGAUAGAACUUAUUGGAAUUGUUGAAGGACAAGCUGAUUUAGAUGCAGUGUUCAAUGUUUCAGAUGCGGACCAUAUUGACAGGUUGAUAUCAUGCCUGUACAUGGCUCUUCCAUUUGUUGUGAGGGGUGCUUCAAGCAGCAAGUUCCUCACCUAUUUGAACAAACACAUCAUACCUGUUUUUGAUAAGCUUCCUGAGGAGCGAAAGCUAGAUCUGCUCAAAGCCCUUGCAGAAAUUUCUCCUUACACAACACCACAGGAUUCCCGACAGAUUCUUCCUAAUGUUGUUCAGCUAUUAAAGAAAUACAUGCCUAGGAGGAAGACUGGAGAAGAGACGAACUUCACUUAUGUUGAGUGCUUGUUGUACACAUUUCAUCAUCUAGCUCACAAGGUUCCUAAUGCAACAAACAGUCUAUGUGGUUACAAGAUAGUGACUGGCCAACCAUCAGAUAGGCUUGGGGAGGAUUUCUCAGAGCUUUAUAAGGACUUCACUGAAAGGUUGAGUAAUGUUGAGGAGUUAACUAGGGCUACCAUGAAGAAAUUAACUCAAGGAAUGGCUGAGCACAACAAAGCUAUGGCAGCUGCUAAAUCUGAUGAAGCAAAGAAUAGCAUUAAAACUCAAAAGCAGAAUACAACCACUGGGUUGCGGACGUGUAAUAACAUUUUGGCAAUGACAAAGCCAUUACAUUCAAAAACACCCUCGUUUAUUGGAGAUAAAAGUGUCAACCUAUCUUGGAAAGAAGCAACAAAACCUUCUGUUCCCACCACCGCAGCUACAACUGGAGGGAAACGACCUGCUACUACUGCUAAUGGAUCCGGCAACGUGCCAGCUAAAAAGGGCCGUGGAGCUGGUGGUUUGCAAAACCAACUGGUUAAUAGAGCAUUGGAAGAUUUGUCUCAUGGUGGGAGAAGUGGGACUAGAGGCAGAGGGAGAGGGUGGGGUGGACGUGGAAGAGGAAGAGGCUACCGGUAGCCUAGGGGUGUGCCCAGAGUAAGAAAUUUGGAUUUCAGAAAGUCGGUAUGGACCAGAAGUAUACAACUAGAAGCCAUUUAUUUAUUAAAGUUCUCUGCUGGAGCUAGUUUUGAUUCAUAGAGGAAGAAACUGAUGAGUUUCUAGAUUUAUUUGUUGUCUAACACUAGGAAUCAUUUCGAAUUUAACUGAUGAAAGCAGCAGCCGGGAUUGAUUUAAGGAAUCUUUGCAUGCCUCUUACUCUGUGUAUGCAUGCGUGUGUAUCUUAUUGACAGUUAACUUGCACCCAGAGGAAUCAUUUUAUAAUUCUGACGAUUUGUAGAAUGUAAUAUGUUUGGUUGAAUGAGAACUUGAGAAAGCUGCUACCCUUUA
This is a messenger RNA of Alnus glutinosa, 2267 nucleotides long. Its product is annotated as apoptosis inhibitor 5-like protein API5. The transcript is spliced from 16 exons. Gene Ontology annotation, molecular function: mRNA binding. The coding region runs from base 240 to 1898 and encodes 552 amino acids. The record is from RefSeq and is a predicted model, not a curated record. Gene Ontology annotation, cellular component: nucleus. Gene Ontology annotation, biological process: regulation of programmed cell death. Lineage: Eukaryota; Viridiplantae; Streptophyta; Magnoliopsida; Fagales; Betulaceae.